AUGGGGUUCUCCCCAACAGCUUUGCGGGGGCCAGUAGAAGCCUCCGUGAACCCCGUUGGAGUGGAAACACCCCUCUCGGCAGAACACUGCUGCGACGAUGGACCUCUGGUGACGCGUCCCCUGCAUAGGAGCAAACCGUUCUGGCCCCCAUAUUUCCGCGUUUUGGCAUUGACGUUCGCCUCUUUGGCAGUGCUAUAUUGGGUAUUACGCUGCUUCGACCGUCUGAGGUCUGGACGGAAGUCAGCUGGCACAUCGAGGGCGCUAGCCGACGUCAACGAAACGGCGUGCCUUGGCGACCACGGUACCGACACAGAUAAGGAGGGGGGGGAAUCUGAGGAUGGUGGGUUCCCCGGGCCGUCUCAUGAGGCCCCGCAUACGCUGCCAUCCGAGCUUCCCGCGGCCCAAGGUAUGGAAACAGCAGCGGCAAAUGAGGCGUCAGCUCACCUUCUUCAGGAAUGGUCUGGGGCGGAUGGCGAUGCCUUUUGGCAGUGGUAUCCAGAGACUGCAGGUGGUGCAAGUGCGGGGGAGCCGUUUCUUCAGUGGACGCAACAUCCGCAGGAGCUCCAGUUAGAUCCGUUGCAUGCCGGUGGCAUCUAUUUUCCGCCUGGAGACUUACACCAAAGCAUGUAUGAACCACCGGGUCUCUCUGCACAUCCGUUAAGCCAAGAGUCUGCUACUCAAGAGCCAUAUAUGUCUAUGGCACCCUAUACAGAUACCUCCUAUCCCUAUUCCAAAGAACUAAGUGACCAAGAGGCGGUCCUUCUCCCCGUCGCGUACUUGGAGGGACCAAGGUAUCAAACUCCACAUAAUGCGAUGGAGUCGGCGCAACUGCAGUUCAGUCAGGGUGGGCUGCGCACUCAUCAGGACGGCGAUUCUACGUCUUCCGGUGAAGCGCCCGAGGGGGGAUCUGCUCAGAAGCAGCGUUUCAAUGUUGGUGAGACGCGGGAAGAUUGGGAAGGGCGAGGGUUGCCUCCUCCAGCACGUCAGCAGAUCGUAAAUCUUCUGGACUGGAUGCAUAGAAAUGCUUGCAUGUGUAACAGUGUACUUCCUUUUCUUAGCACGGACCAGGGUGCGCGUUUGGCUCUCAUCACUUUGAAGAUGUUGACGCUGGAUUUAGGGGUCUUGUCGCUUCUUCCCGAGGAUCUUGAGCCUGUUCGACAAUCUGUAGGUGACGCCCUCUUAGAAUUAGUAGAAAGCACGACAUCCUACAAGGGAAAAGGCCAAGAAGAAAAUUACAUCAAAGAGGUCAGCCGCAUGGCCCCUUUGAUUCGGCAAAUCAUGUUGCCAAGGCAUGAGGAUAGAGUCCUGGAUCCUGAAAAGCGACGAGCUCGGACGCUUACCAUGACUGGAUUGAUUCGAAAGACUAACCAGUAUUUGGCGAAGAUAUUGUGGGAGAUAUCCCGGUUUGCUGAGUCCUCUCCACUUGAGGAUUUAACGAAAGCAGUAGGGCAGUGCAUUAAAGUUUUGAACGGCCUAUGGGAGGUGCAUAGGAAGUACGUCAACUUGGACAGAGUCCACCGCCGUCAUAUUGUGACAUGCCAAGGAGACACCAACACCUGGGUGCUUUUAAGCCGUCAGGAGAUACAUACUGAUGGCAAAGAUAUAUUCCCCCCAUUCGAGAAAAUCAUUCAAGAAUUUGAGCAGGCUACUCUCAGUGCUGGAGGAAUCCCACGCAUUGCCGCAAGCGUUUCUGAGACUGCAGGGGAUAGUGCCAACACCGCAACAGAUUACUUGGCGUGGUGGCCAUUUAUCCCUCCAAGUACUGAGAAUUCCCACCUUGGUGUUCCUACCUCUCCACAACAGAGCCACAUGACUUCUCCAACCGAUCAGUACCCCCAUCCCUCAAGCACUGAGCCCAUCACUCAAGCCUUGUCUCCUGAAGGAUGGUUAGAUGAUCAAACCCCUCCAGGAUGGUAA
This is a messenger RNA of Eimeria maxima, 1917 nucleotides long. RefSeq lists its product as hypothetical. The record is from RefSeq and is a predicted model, not a curated record. NCBI's taxonomy places the organism in Eukaryota, Apicomplexa, Conoidasida, Eucoccidiorida, Eimeriidae. The coding region runs from base 1 to 1917 and encodes 638 amino acids. The transcript has a single exon.